GCCGGCCUCCCGCCGUUAGAGCUUCACUGAGCUCGGGGUCAUGCUGCAAUCUUAACGGAGUCUGACUGAUGAGUGCGGAGCUGUGGUGUCGGCUGCUUCGUUCUUGAGCCCAGCCUCCGUCGGCCGUGUGUUGAGUCGCUUUCCCGGAGUAUUUUGUGCGGGGUUGAAGCCGUUCGUCCAGGAUGUCUGUGGCCGGGCUGAAGAAGCAGUUCCACAAAGCCAGUCAGCUCCUCAGUGAAAAGAUCAGCGGGGCGGAGGGGACGAAGCUGGAGGAAGACUUCUUAGAGAUGGAGCGGAAAAUCGAGGUGACCAGCAAGUCGGUGCUUGACCUCCUGUCCAAAACAACAGAGUACCUCCAGCCUAACCCAGCGUCUCGAGCCAAACUGAACAUGCUGAACACGAUGUCCAAGAUCCGAGGGCAGGUGAAGACCACCGGCUACCCCCAGACCGAAGGCCUGCUGGGCGACUGCAUGCUGCGCUACGGCCAGGAGCUGGGAGAGGACUCUUUGUUUGGAUGCGCUCUGGUGGAUGUGGGUGAGGCCAUGAGGCAGAUGGCAGACGUGAAGGACUCUCUGGACAUAAACGUCAAACAAAACUUUAUUGACCCCCUGCAGAAUCUACAGGACAAGGACCUCAAAGAGAUCACGCAUCACCUGAAGAAGCUGGAGGGCCGCAGAUUAGACUUUGACUACAAGAAGAAGCGUCAGGGGAAGAUCCCGGACGAGGAGAUCCGGCAGGCGGUGGAGAAGUUCGACGAAAGCAAAGAGCUGGCUGAGAGGAGCAUGUUCAACUUCCUGGAGAACGACGUGGAGCAGGUGAACCAGCUGUCAGCACUGAUCAAGGCGGCGUUGGAGUACCACCAGCAGUCGUGUGAGAUCCUGCAGGAGCUCAGUGGGAAACUGCAGAAGAGGAUAUCCUCGGCCAGCAGCCGGCCCAAGAGAGACUUCAAGCCAAAGUCGAUCAGGAGCAGCAUCGAGGCGCUCGACAGCAACCAGCACAACGGCCUGUCCUACAGCUCCUCGCUCAAGUCCACAGAUACGCAGAUCAGCCACACACUGAACGGGAAAACUGAUCACAUAUCAUCUGUGCAGCUGUCAUGGCCCGACACCCCCGCUACCAACGGCAACGCUCACCAGCCGGAGGUUUUGGAUCAGCCCUGCUGUCGCUCCCUCUACGACUUUGAGCCGGAGAAUGAGGGCGAGCUGGGCUUCAAAGAAGGCGACAUCAUCAUCCUCACCAACCAGAUCGACGAGAACUGGUACGAGGGCAUGAUCAACGGCGAGUCCGGCUUCUUCCCCAUCAACUACGUGGAGGUCAUCGUCCCCCUGCCUCAGUGAAGAGCGCCACCGCCGGGCCUCCGCAGACUCUCCUCGGCCCGACUCGGGCGUGAGCGUGCGGCGGAUUCUGUUUCGGACCACAGACGCGGCUGUUUCGUCCCGGCCGACUUCAGAUUAAACGUCUCAUUUACUUUUGUCGUCUGUUGAUAUUUAAGAACCUGAACGGAAACCCGAGCCUUUAACGGGGCCUGUCGCUCCGCCCACCGUCCAGCACCGCCGCCUCUGCCGGGUAUCCCGACGCCGCCGUCCGACCACUACGAACAUUUCCUCACUUUAUGGUCACGCUAGUUCUGCUAAAAGUCACCUUUCAAUGUUUCCUGGUUGUGUCAAAAAUGAUGUGUUGCAAAUCAGAAUCAGACAGGAAGUGAGCCGCUCCACAUUCCCACAAUCCAAGGAUGGAGGUGCUUUUAUUUUGAAAUGGAGCUCGGCCGGGUUCUGGUUUUAAUGUGAGAGACGUGAGCGGGUGGAGUUUGGUCUGUGUGACUUUGUUUGAGGCCCAAAUCUCAUCCACUUCAUCCUGACUUCACUUUGUUUCUUUGCUUUUGUAGUUUCGGCGUCGUUUCUGUCCUUGGUUACAGCUUCACGCUGAGACUGGGACGUGGACAGCAGGAGACGUUUUAAUGGUUUCAGAAACACGAGCAGUCAGGCGAUCAGUCGUGUUUCCAUUUUGGAGCCACGGCACAUAGAAAAAUCACAUGGCACCAAAACCAUAGUGACCAUUUUUAGCCCCCACUGCACCGCCUGCUCGCCUCACUCUGCGUUCUGUGAUGGGGUUUGGUGGCGGUCACGUGCCGGUCACGUGCCACGCUCUCAGAUCUCAGCGGUUAGCACAGGCGUGACCCUAACGGACAGAAACGGUGACCCAAGCUCCAAAAACCCAAACUUCACCUUCUGUAAGUCAGAGUAUUUCAAAUGUGAAGCUGAAUGUUUGGCCUGUGUUGGUUUUCUCCACUGGAUUUGACCUUUCUGUUAUUCUGCUGCCCUCUCGGCUCCGACGGCCGGUCUGUGUUUAAACCCGUCUUCACGUUUGCCCGCCGGACGCGUGCACGGCGUCGCUCUGAAUGUGUCUCUCUGUGUUUACAUGCUCUGACGGUUCGUUCUCAGGAUCGGGGACGCCGCCUCGUCCGACAGCCUGAAGCUGAUGUUUGAGCUGUCGUCUGCACUGAAGCUUUUUAGCCUUCCACGUCGCACCUUCAUCCUCCUCUUCAGCACUUUGAGUUUUUCACACAAUCACAGGCAGAUAACCACAGAUCUUUGUCCUGUUCUGUGAGACUGAAGCAAGUGUCUGUUUCUCAUCUUCAACCUGAAGACGUCUGUGAAACUCGUCCAGCUCCUAGUUUUAGUGGAUGAGUCUGAGGCUUUUAACCAGCUGCCGUCUGUUUAGUCACCAAAUAAGAAGGAAACCAACAAACGCCGUCCUCUCUUUGGCUUUUUAUUUAGUUUCACACUUAUUUGAUCAUAUUUUUGUAAGAAAGCUCCUGUUUUUAUUUCCCAUCACUGUAGAUCAGCCCCGGCUCCGUGUGCACCGCUUUAAAGGACGCGUGUGAUGAUGAUGAUGGUGUCUGUGAGACAGCUUGUGAUGGACUAGCAGCCUGUCAGAGACCCAGAGUUGGACACGUGACUUAGCCCGAGAACAGCAACGUUUCAAAACUUCGCAUCAUUAAAGUCCAACGACACGUGAUUGACGUGCUGAGAGAGAAACAAAAAAGACUUUUUUAAACGACCACUCGGUGACGUUUAUGGAAACAUCGCGUUGGUGCUUCAGGGUCAGAAGUCUUCGUCAGCAGCGUGCGAGCUGUGCAGACGUCACACGACUCUGUUAAUUGCGGCCUUAUUUGUCGAGACGAGUCAGAGCAUCAGAACAUGAACUGAAGCUUACCUGUGAGUAGGCUGGAGUUCAAAUUAAAGUUUACCUUCAGGUCGGACGAUUACGCGUGAUUUAUUACGUCUCGGUUUACGGCGCCAGACGCUCUGAUCAGAGGUCAACAGUCACAGCACAGCAGGUUUAUUUCCACAUCGAGUGAUCUGGCUGUGGUCUGAUGAUCGCGUCGCUUCUGUUAGUUCGUCUUUUUCAGUCUGUUUCUGCCUGAGGUCAAAUCAGCAGGUGGCUGAACGUGAGGAAACUGUAUGAUCUGUGAUUUUAGGCUUUUAAUUUGAAAGUUUAACAGGAACUGAGCCCAGUAAAACCGUGCUUACUCUUUACUCCAGCGGAGAGGAGGGUUUGACCACCUCAGAGUUCUUCCACCUGUUUUUGGUGUUAUUGUAGUUUUUUACUGUGGUCCAAUCGCAGACGCUCGGCUGCGUCUUUGAUCCAAACCUGAUUCGGCUCCGUCGUGUUUGGAUCCGCUCGACCAGCUGUGCUGGACUCUUACUGUUAGCUUCAUUAGAUGUAUGAGGAUUUUUUUAUUUACAGUUAAUUAUGAGUUUGGGGGAGCUCUUACCUACACAGAGGACGUCCUCCACAAACAAGAGAGGAGUUGUGAAAUGAGCGGACCCCCCCAGCUUUAUUUUUCACCACAAGCACUCUUUCCAGCUUCUUGUCGCCCGGACCUCUCUACACGGCUUCCUCCACUACACACUUCUCCCCACGCCUCCAUCACUAUAAAGGGGGGACGGUCAUUAGCACCAUCAUAUUUCACCUGUCCCCUCUCACGUCCUGGCACCGCCCCUCCACUGCAGCAGGCCAGAGACCACACCCCUGCCACAGAGACCACACCCCUGCCACGGGAGGAUUUUUAAAUGCAUUUAUCAUAAAAACACCCAGAUGUUUUGUUUACAGGCUGCAGACACGAUGGGCCUUCCCCACACUCCCACAGUGAGAAUAACUGACUCUUUGAUACACUAAAACAAACCGCUCUCUCCACCCCGCGCCUCCGUUUGCCUUUGCAGUCUCAGUGUUCAGUCUGCAAACCUCUUCCCUGCACAGGAAACGUCACAGUUCUGUGUUUUAGUUUUUCAGUAGCAUAAUUUAUGUAAAAGGUGUUUUAUAGAUGUUGUAAAUGAAUAUAUUCCAAAAAUAUAUUGCGUAAAUAAAUGAGGAGUAAAUAUCGAG
Pundamilia nyererei is the source of this 4389-nucleotide messenger RNA. RefSeq names its product SH3-domain GRB2-like 3a (gene sh3gl3a). The coding region runs from base 183 to 1337 and encodes 384 amino acids. The record is from RefSeq and is a predicted model, not a curated record. Gene Ontology annotation, biological process: synaptic vesicle uncoating. Gene Ontology annotation, molecular function: protein binding. NCBI's taxonomy places the organism in Eukaryota, Metazoa, Chordata, Actinopteri, Cichliformes, Cichlidae. Gene Ontology annotation, cellular component: cytoplasm; presynapse; glutamatergic synapse. The transcript is spliced from 11 exons.